Molecule: messenger RNA, 942 nt
Organism: Salvia miltiorrhiza (redroot sage)
Lineage: Eukaryota; Viridiplantae; Streptophyta; Magnoliopsida; Lamiales; Lamiaceae
Product: vegetative cell wall protein gp1-like
Exons: 2
Coding region: 1-942 (313 amino acids)
Source: RefSeq, a predicted model, not a curated record
AUGCCUGAACCAACCAGGAUACCAGAGCUGACGUGGAUGCCUGAACCAACCACGGUACUAGAGCAGAAGAAGGUAACCGCGCUGCCCAGCCCAGCCUUACCGAGUGCCGCGCUGCCCAGCCCAGCUUUGUCGAAUGCAGCACUGCAGAGUCCAAUGCAGCCGAGCUCUCCUCUGCCAGAGUCAGAGCAGCCGAGCUCUCCUCUGCCAGAGUCAGAGCAACCUUCAGCACUGCAGAAUCUAACACUUCAGAAUCCAGCUAUGCAGGAGCCAGCUAUACCAAGUCUAGCUCUGCAGCAUCCUGCCAUGCGUAGUUCAGCUAUGCAAAAUCCGGCCCCGCAGAGUGCAGCCUUGCCAAGGGCAGCAUUGCAAUGGUCAGUCAUGCCAAAUCCAGUUCUGCAAAACUAUGGCAUGAGAAAGGCACCUAAGCUGAUAAGGACGCCAGAGCUAAGCAGAGCACAGGAGCUGAGACGAGCGCCAGAGUUGAUAAGGCGGCCAGAGCUAACUCUCCACAAGUCCACUACGCCGUAUCGACCACCGAAAAUUUCUGACCAUGUGGAAGAAGUGGGAAAUUUCAGCGCUAACAGUCUUCUGCCAGCUCUAUCCAGCACUCCAGCUCUGACGAGCCCAGCUCUGACUACUCCGCCAACUAUGACGAAGGACACUAGCGCUGCACAUCUUUUGCCAGUUCUGACGAGCCCAGCGCUGCCCAUCCAGCCUGCUGUGAUGAGCACUGGCCCGGACGAAGAAAAGGAGACGCCGAUUCUCAGAUCGGUAGCGCUGUCCCAGAAUAAAGAAGGUGUGUUGCCAAAGGACGUGUUUGACCCUGGUGUCGCCCAGUCUAAGGAGAAUUUCAGAGGAGAGGGUCAUCGCAUGAAACCCGAUUAUGGGCAGUUGAGUACUCCGAUGGUGGUGGAGUCUCACACUCUGCAUGAUCCUCACUAA